This is a messenger RNA of Cercospora beticola, 1647 nucleotides long. RefSeq lists its product as uncharacterized. Gene Ontology annotation, biological process: glucosylceramide biosynthetic process. The record is from RefSeq and is a predicted model, not a curated record. NCBI's taxonomy places the organism in Eukaryota, Fungi, Ascomycota, Dothideomycetes, Mycosphaerellales, Mycosphaerellaceae. Gene Ontology annotation, molecular function: ceramide glucosyltransferase activity. Gene Ontology annotation, cellular component: membrane.
AUCAACAUUCCUUCUCUUCUUCUUGAUGCCGCCUGCGGAUGCUGUCGCUGAGGCAGCCGAAUUGUCCGAUCAUCAUGAACGUUCCACGAUAGUACUGGCCAUCGCCACAGCGUGUCUCAUUUGGUACGCUGUGGUGCAACUGGUCUGUGCCAUUGGCAAUACUCAAAUAUGGCGACAUUACUCUUCUCCAGAGCGUCCAGCAGACAUUGAUCCUUCUACCGCUCCCCAUGUCACUGUCAUCCGACCCGUGAAGGGCCUCGAACCACGACUCUACGAUUGCCUCGCUUCCACGCUUCGACAGAACUAUGCCAGAGACAGGCUGCAUGUUCGCUUCUGUAUCAGUGACCGCAAUGAUCCGUCGUAUGCGGUAAUUCAAAGAGUGUUGCAAGACUUUCCCGAUCAUGAUGCGCAGCUCCUUGUGGAGGAAGAGGACGAGGUCCUGAAGACACGUGCCGGAUCUUUCGGACCAAAUCCCAAGAUCAGAAACAUGAGUAGGGCAUACCGGGAGGCGGUGGGAGAUAUCAUAUGGGUCAUUGACUGCAAUGUUUGGGUAGCAAAGGGCGUCGUGGGGCGCAUGGUAGCCAGACUUGAGGGCUACGGCGGGAAGACUAAGUACAAGCUGGUGCAUCAACUGCCCUUGGUGGUAGACAUCCUUGGUUCUACGAAAGGUGAUGAGACAGCUGGCUUGCUGAAUGGCGACGCUGACAGCACGUAUCAAAUUCGGACCACCAGCUCUGCGUCUGCCUCCUUCCAGGAAGGCUUCCAACGCAACGCUUCGACAAUUGGCGGUGGCCGUUUGGAAGAAGCAUUUAUGUCCUCUGCACACCCCAAGUUCUACACAGCCAUCAACACAGUCGCAAUCGCACCCUGCAUUGUGGGCAAGAGCACCAUGUUUCGCAAGUCACACCUCAACAGCCUAACCAAUGACGCUGGGAUCGACUACUUCAGCCGAAACAUCUGCGAAGAUCACCUCAUUGGUGAUCUACUGUGGAAGAACAAAGUACCAGAGGAGUUGCGCGGGGAGAAGAUUGGCAAACAUGCUCAAUGCUUUGGCGACCUUGCUAUCCAGCCCAUGGCCAACAUGAGUGUGUACGAGUAUUGGUCGAGAAGAGUGCGAUGGUUACGCGUACGCAAGUGGACAGUGAUUCUUGCAACUUGGGUAGAGCCUGGGACUGAGAGCUUCCUCUGCUCAGCGUACGGUGCCUUCGCCGCAACCACACUGCCGUGGUUCGAAACUGCGGCGGGCAUCCCACAAACAUGGUCUGCGUUUGCCCUGGUCUGGCUAGCCAGUAUCUCGGUCUGGUGUGCAUUGGACUGGAUGCUGUACCGCAAGCUGAACUCCAGCGCGUCUAUCGAGGUCGAUGACGACACACCAUUCUUCGCAAGAAGGAACAAAGUCCAGCGACCUUUCGGCGAGUGGCUCUUGUCAUGGCUGGGUCGUGAAUCGCUUUGUCUCCCUAUCUGGCUAUGGGCGUUCUGGGGCGGCUCUCAAGUCGAGUGGAGGGGCAAGAAGUUCUGGGUCGGCAUGGAUAUGGAGGUCCAUGAGAUGCCAGGCGAACACACAGAGAGGUCGAGAAUCAGUAGGUCCGCCUCUCCUGCAACGCCUAGUGGAAAGGCGAGACUAGACUGAAUAGAAAGUUCUAGCAC